ACCAGCUGAUGUUCAAGUCGUGAACAAUAUUAUUUUGUAGCAUUCGGGCAAAUUCGCCGUGUUGUAAAGAUGGCUGACAGCAAUGGUCCACAAACAUUAUCAUCGCAAAAAGAGUCAACAAACAAUGUGACUGAUACACCGGUUACUGAUCCAGCAUCAUCAACAAAGAGCCUAGAGGCAUCAAAUAAUGCCUUUCACGGCCCGAGAACAAAAUUAGAAUCGAAAUCAGGAGCUUUAAAAAAAUCAACUCGUUAUAGAAGUCGUUCAUUAUCAGCAAGCAGCAAUGAUAGUUACAGUUCUGCAUCUUAUACAGGAAGCUCAUCAGAAGAAGAUGAUGUAUCACCACGUGAAAAAAUACAAAAAACAGAUAAAGGAUUUACUGAUUUUUGUGUAAGAAAUAUUAAUCAGUAUGCAUUUGGAAGAAGAGAAAUUGAAAUUGCUGAACAAGAAAUGCCUGGUAUAAUGGCAUUACGUAAACGAGCAGCAGAUGAUAUGCCAUUGAAAAAUGCAAAAAUAGUUGGCUGUACACAUAUAAAUGCACAAACAGCAGUGUUAAUUGAAACACUGAUUGAACUUGGUGCACAAAUAAGAUGGGCAGCAUGUAAUAUUUAUUCAACUCAAAAUGAAGUUGCUGCUGCAUUGGCACAUGCUGGUUAUCCAAUAUUUGCAUGGCGUGGUGAAACUGAAGAAGAUUUUUGGUGGUGUAUUGAUAAAUGUAUUGCUGCUGAAAAUUGGCAACCAAAUAUGAUACUUGAUGAUGGUGGUGAUGCAACUCAUCUUAUGCUUAAAAAAUAUAAUACAAUGUUUAAAAUGAUACAAGGUAUUGUUGAAGAGAGUGUUACUGGUGUACAUAGACUUUAUCAAUUAUCAAAAGCUGGUAAAUUAACUGUACCAGCAAUGAAUGUUAAUGAUUCAGUAACAAAAACAAAAUUUGAUAAUUUAUAUAGUUGUCGUGAAAGUAUUAUUGAUAGUUUAAAAAGAUCAACAGAUGUUAUGUUUGGUGGUAAACAAGUUGUUAUUUGUGGAUAUGGUGAAGUUGGUAAAGGAUGUUGUCAAGCACUUAAAGGACUUGGUUGUAUUGUAUACAUAACUGAAAUUGAUCCAAUAUGUGCACUUCAAGCAAGUAUGGAUGGUUUUCGUGUAAUGAAACUCAAUGAAGUUAUACGAAAUGUUGAUAUUGUUGUAACAGCAACUGGAAAUAAAAAUGUCGUGACACGUGAACAUAUGGAUAAAAUGAAAAAUGGAUGUGUUGUUUGUAACAUGGGACAUAGUAAUACAGAAAUAGAUAUUAAUAGUUUACGAACACCAGAUUUAACAUGGGAAAAAGUUAGAUCACAAGUUGAUCAUGUUAUAUGGCCUGAUGGAAAAAGAAUUGUUUUAUUGGCUGAAGGUAGACUUGUUAAUUUAUCAUGUUCAAGUAUUCCAUCAUUUGUUGUAUCAAUAACUGCUGCAACACAAGCACUUGCACUUAUUGAAUUAUUUAAUGCACCAUCUGGACGUUACAAGAGUGAUGUUUAUUUAUUGCCUAAAAAAAUGGAUGAAUAUGUUGCAUCAUUGCAUUUGCCUACAUUCGAUGCUCAUUUAACUGAACUCACUGAUGAACAAGCUAAAUACAUGGGCCUCAAUAAAGCUGGACCAUUCAAGCCUAAUUACUAUCGUUACUAGGUAAAGCUUAACGCACAUGGUUGCGUUGUCGAUCGAUCAACACCCCAUGUGCAAUCGUGCUUGAGACGAAAAAAAAUUAAGCAAUCUGAAAUAAAUGUACUUUUAAAUAACACACGUAUUCAUAAAAAUAGAAAAUAAAUUAAAUCAAUAACAUUACGACAGUGUGAUGCAUUUUAUUUUUUAAUAAAUUGAAUAAAAUUUAAUUGACAAUUUAUAUUUAAACAAAAAACAAACAAGAUCUGGAUUUUUCGAAUAAAUGUAUAAUGUAGAAAUUUAAACAAAUCAAUAACAUUCAAAUGAAUAAUAAUAAAUAAAGUACAUAAUUGAUUACUCAGGCAAGUAACUAAACAAUGUCAACACAGUUAUAAAUAAUUUAUACUUGUAUUGUAAAAAAGAACAAAAACUUUGCAUGUAAAUAAGCGCAAAAUUUGUUUGAAACAAAAAGAUAAUAGACCUUCAAAGUAUGUUUACAUAAUGGAAUUAACAUUUUAAAAUUAAAUUUACACAUGGCCAUAGUAAGAUAUUCAUAUAUUUUUUUAGUAGAAAAUAUUUUUAAUUUCACAUGAAUAUUUAUCAAGGACACAACAAAAUAAUAUUGUAUACUUUAUCACAAUAGUUCAUAAAAAUAAACAGAUAAAACAAACUUAUACAAUACAAAAUAAACAAGAUGAUAAAUAUAUAUUUUUUUUUUUGUUUUCUAAAUUGUGAAUGUUAACUAAUAAAAUUUGUGAAUUUAAUAUGGCUAAAGCCUUGGUUGUGAUUUGAAAAUUAAUAUAUAUGGACAAAAAAUUAUCGCUCACAAUUAUCACCAAUUGGAUAAAUAUUUUUUAUUAAAUAUUAAAAUGCAUAGAGUUUGUAGAUACACAAGUCGAAGUGUGAUAUAAUUUUCUUUCAAGGACACAAGUAAAAUAAAUAAAAAAAACAUGCAAAUGCAAACAACAUUAUUAUUUUUUACAACUAAAAUUAAUUGGAGUUUUCGAAACAAUAUUAUUCAUUGGCCUAAAUUAAUAAUGUCACCUGAAAGAAAAUUAAUUACAGUCAUUCAACAGCAGCCUAUAAUUUAUCAUUAAAAUUUGAUGUAAAAAUUUAUAAAAAUAAGUGUUGUAAUAAUGAAUUUGUAUUUUAAAAAAUGCACAUUUUAUUAUUGAAAAAUAAAAAUAAUUAAUUUACAAAUUUAUAUAUGUUGAAUCAGCACUUAAAAAAAAAUUAAAUAUUCAUAUAAUAUUGUAUAUUAAUAUAAAUAAAAAAAUUGAUUAAAUAAAUGAAAGCAAAUUUUAAAUUUUU
Messenger RNA from Aphidius gifuensis, 2949 nucleotides. Its product is annotated as adenosylhomocysteinase-like 1. Gene Ontology annotation, cellular component: cytosol. The transcript is spliced from 10 exons. Bases 70 to 1665 code for a protein of 531 amino acids. The record is from RefSeq and is a predicted model, not a curated record. Lineage: Eukaryota; Metazoa; Arthropoda; Insecta; Hymenoptera; Braconidae. Gene Ontology annotation, biological process: L-methionine cycle.